Molecule: messenger RNA, 1647 nt
Organism: Eremothecium sinecaudum
Lineage: Eukaryota; Fungi; Ascomycota; Saccharomycetes; Saccharomycetales; Saccharomycetaceae
Gene: ERC1
Product: Erc1p
Exons: 1
Coding region: 1-1647 (548 amino acids)
Biological process (GO): xenobiotic detoxification by transmembrane export across the plasma membrane
Cellular component (GO): membrane
Molecular function (GO): antiporter activity; xenobiotic transmembrane transporter activity
Source: RefSeq, a predicted model, not a curated record
AUGAAGAAACAAUCAAAAAGGUCUUCUAAGUCAGAUCCUUUACUGGAAGACACUUGGAAUAAGAAUACUACAACUUAUCAAUCAAUUGCCGAAUGUGGUUAUGAAAGUGAUGGAAGAUCAGUAUCUAGUGCAGAUUUAACUUCCACUAGAUUUAGAUUGCUUACUGCUACCAGUAGUGAUGAACAACUAGAUGACGAUGGUACUACAACUACAAGUGACGAGGUCAGGUUUAUUUUAAAGAACUCAUUACCCAUAACAUUAACAUUUUUUAUGGAAUAUUCCAUGACUAUAAUAUCAUUAUUUAUUAUUGGGCAUUUAAGGUGUGCUAGUGAGUUAGCAAGUGCAUCCCUUGCGGUUAUGACGUAUAAUAUUACUGGUUUAUCAGUAAUAGAGGGUUUGGCAUCGUCUUUAGAUACCUUCUGUUCGCAGGCAUAUGGCGCGCAAAAAUAUAGUAAGGUGGGGCUAUAUUUCCUUCGAUGCUCAGCUAUGAUCAUUGUUGCCUCAGUAUUUUUGAUUGGACCCUGGUGGUACAGUAGCAUUUGGUUAGGGUACUUGAUUCCUGAGAAGAAUCUACUUGGCCACGUGCAGCAGUAUCUAAGGAUUAUGACAGCUGGUAUUCCUGGUAUUGUUCUAUUCGAGACGGGAAAGCGGUACUUGCAAGCACAGGGCCAUUUUAAACCAAGUACGUAUGUUUUGGUGAUUGUUGUGCCAGUAAACAUUCUGCUAGUGACUCUGUUUACGAAAUGGUUUGGAUUUGUCGGGGCACCAGUUGGUAUAGUCAUUUCCCAAUGGUUAAUGGCCCUGCUUCUCCUGACAUAUGCCCUUUAUUUUAUACCUCAGACUUCUCAGUGCUGGUAUCCAUUCACCGAUAGUUGGUUUCACUUCAAACGUGUAUUUUCAAAUUGGAGGCCGAUGUGCAGAUUGGCGUUCCCAGGGCUAAUGAUGAUUGAAGCCGAAUAUCUAUCUUUUGAGGUGUUGACUAUAAUGUCUACGUAUUUUGGUGUUAAGGCUAUUGCCGCUCAGACUGUUAUUGCGAAUAUAGGAUCUUUGGUAUACCAGAUUCCAUUUGCGAUGGGCUGCGUAGUGUCAACCAGAAUUGCGAACCACAUUGGAAUGAGCCUGCCCCGGAAUGCAAAGACUGCGGUUAAGGCGACAUAUUAUGUGAGUUGUCUGGUUGGUGUUGGGAAUCUGUUGUUAAUUGCGCUGUUCAAUAAACCUCUUGCAAGAAUGUUUACGAAAGACGAAGAGGUUAUUGAGCUGGCCCACAGCGUUUCUUAUAUUCUUGCAUUAAAUCAAUUGUAUGAUGCUUUUACUACAUUUGGAACUGCUAUAUUGCGAGGGCAGGGUAGACAACGACUUGGAGGGGUGUGGAACAUUAUCGCUUAUUACUUUUUCGCAAUACCAUUAAGUGGAUGGCUUGCAUUUGGACCAUUACAUAUGGAACUUAUCGGACUUUGGUUAGGUUGUGGUGCGGGCAUACUAUUAUUAUCAGUGGUUUUUUCGUGGUAUAUCUACAGCAGUUCUUGGGAUAAUAUUGUGCGUGACUUCUUGCAAAGAGAGGCUGAGGACCUUGAAAUAGAUAUAGAAAGUAUGGCAAGCGCAAGUACCAGUGCCAGUGUCUUCAGUCAAUCCGAAAACGAGAUUUAG